AUGUCUGGGCUGGAUAAAUAUAAAUAUCGCGUGGAAAUACAACAGAUGAUGUUUGUCUCUGGAGAGACUAACGAUCCUUCAGUAGAGACAACUUCAAUAAUCGAGGAUAUAGUUCGUGGACAAGUCAUUGAAAUUCUUUUGCAGGCAACGAAAACGGCAGCUGCGAGGGGGACCAAGUCAAUUGCUCCGGAGGAUGUGAUAUUUAUGAUAAGACAUGAUAAGGCAAAGGUAAAUAGAUUGCGGACGUAUCUUUCAUGGAAAGACGUACGUAAGAAUGCAAAAGACCAAGAAGGUGGUGGUACAGAAUCCCUUAUAGAAAACGAUGCUGCUACUGCUGCGCCAACUGCGUCCCAGAAUAAUGAGUCCAAGAUGGUAACAAGAUACAAGAAGUCUAAGAUACGGCUUCCAUGGGAAGUGCAAUUUAUGUUCAGUGAACAGCACCUUGAAACUGCGGAGGAGUCCGAGCAAGUAGACGACGAGGAGAAAGCGGCAACAAUUGCCUCAUUGAAGAGAUUAAAGCAGGCGGAUGAUAGAACCAGAAGCAUGACAAAAGAGGAGUAUGUCCAUUGGUCUGAAUGCCGUCAAGCCUCAUUCACAUUUAGAAAAGCAAAACGCUUUAGAGAAUGGGCCCAAAUUGCUCAGUUGUGCGAUUCGAGACCGAAUGAUGACGUUGUUGAUAUUUUGGGCUUCUUAACAUUUGAGAUUGUGUGCUCUUUAACUGAAGAGGCUAUGGCAAUCAAAAAUGCCGAAGAAAAAUUACUCCAACAUCAAAUCAUUAACAAACAGCAGCAAGAACAAAAGCGUAAAAAGUAUCUCUUCGAUAAGCCUGACGAGCUAGCCAAGCCUAUAAUGCCAUAUCAUAUUGAGGAAGCUUGGAGACGGCUUCAAUCUAUCGAUUUUAAGCAUAAGGCGCUCAGAUCAUUCGGAGGAGGUGUUAUUAAGACAAGAACGCGGUUAAUUUAG
This is a messenger RNA of Priceomyces carsonii, 963 nucleotides long. RefSeq names its product transcriptional regulator (gene SPT3). Gene Ontology annotation, cellular component: SAGA complex. Gene Ontology annotation, molecular function: protein heterodimerization activity; transcription coregulator activity. The record is from RefSeq and is a predicted model, not a curated record. The coding region runs from base 1 to 963 and encodes 320 amino acids. NCBI's taxonomy places the organism in Eukaryota, Fungi, Ascomycota, Pichiomycetes, Serinales, Debaryomycetaceae. Gene Ontology annotation, biological process: transcription by RNA polymerase II. The transcript has a single exon.